GGUCACGCCCGUCAGCGGUGGCCGGAGUCUGCGGGGAUGGCGGGCGGGUGGCGGCGGGCAGGCUGCGCUGCGGCGCUGGGGCUGAGCGCGGCCGUGCUGGCGCUGGCGGCCGCCGUCCUGCUCCGCGCCUACGUCCUGCGCUCCCCGGCGAUCCCCCGGCUGUGGGCUCGGCGAGGCGGCCCCGCCGCCUUCAGCGCCGGCGAGAGGCUGGAGCUCAAGGAGGCGCUGCGAGGUGCUAUUAAAAUCCCAACUGUUUCCGUAUCUCCAGAGGACCUGAAUACAACGGCCAUGGCAGAAUUUGGAAAUUACAUUCAGGAAGUCUUCCCGGCUGUAUUUUCUUCAAAGUUCAUUCAACAUGAAAUUGUUGGGAAAUACAGCCACCUGUUUACUGUUCAGGGUUCUGACCCUGGCUUGCUGCCCUAUAUGCUGCUCGCACACAUGGAUGUUGUGCCUGCUCCCCCGGAGGGCUGGGAUUUCCCUCCUUUCUCAGCUGCAGAGCACGAAGGUUUCAUCUAUGGACGAGGAACGCUGGAUAACAAAAACUCUGCCAUAGGUAUUCUACAAGCACUAGAAUUUUUGCUGAGAAGAAACUACAGACCACGCAGAUCUUUUUAUGUUGGCAUUGGACAUGAUGAAGAGGUGUUUGGGCGGAAGGGAGCGAUGACCAUGGCAGCUCUGCUGGAAGCCCGAGGAGUGAAACUCUCCUUCUUGCUGGACGAGGGGAGCGCGAUCCUGCACGGCGUUGUCGCGGGAGUGGAGAAGCCGGUAGCUGUCAUCGCUAUCACAGAAAAGGGUUCGAUAACACUGAAUUUCACUGUGGAAAAAGAGCCAGGACAUUCAUCCUUUCCGCCAAGGGAAUCAAGUAUUGGCAUUCUCGCAGCAGCGAUGGCCAGGCUGGAGCAGAAUCCCUUGCCCAGUCUGUUUGGUCACGGGCCAGAACUCUUGACUAUGGAGCACCUUGCAUCAGAGUUCAGGUUUCCUCUCAAUCUCAUCAUGAGCAAUCUCUGGCUGUUUUCACCUAUUGUCAGCAGAGUUCUUGCCUGGAAACCUCCCACCAAUGCUUUGAUCCGAACUACUACAGCGGUCACAAUGUUUAACGCUGGAAUCAAGCUAAACGUCAUCCCGUCUUCUGCGAAAGCAACUGUGAAUUUCCGGAUCCACUCCGCAGAGACGGCUGCUGAGGUGCUCGAGGCGGUUAGAAACACGGUUGCUGACGACAGGGUGAAGAUUGACAUAGUAGAGGCCUUUGACCCGCUCCCUGUCAGCCCUUGGGAUGACCAGACAUUUGGAGUCCAUAUUUUCCAAAGAACCAUUCUGGAUAUUUUCCCAAACGUUGACAGUGUGGUCCCAGGCACGUGUAUUGGAAACACAGACAGCAGGCACUUCACUAACGUCACGAAGGCCAUUUAUCGAUUUAACCCGCUGCUCUUGAAAUCAGAUGAUCUUCCCAGGAUCCAUGGGUUGAAUGAGAGAAUCUCGGUUGAGAGUUACGAGAAACAGGUCGAGUUCCUGUUCCAGCUGAUCCAGAACUGUGAUAUCCAGAGGCUGCCGGAGCCUCACGCGAACUCCCACGAGCUGUGAGAAACGCACCUGCGAGGAGCAGCCGCUGGGGUGGACUCUGGGCUGCCAGGGUCUGUGCCGUAAGGUGCAGUUGUGUUUCCUAUUGAGCCAUGGCUGGAAUUUGGUUUUUUACACGUUGUACUUCACAUACAGAUGGAAAAACGGCUGGUUGCUGCUUCAGGCACAUGUACAGUUUGCCGGGAAGUGAGAAGAACCUGGACAAAACACAACAAAUAACCCUGAUUUCUAUUCCUCCCCGGUCUGACAUGCAGCCAUUAAUCUGAUGGUAUUAAUUUUUUCAGCUCUUUAAAUCUCUGAAAUUGGGAGUCACUUAAAAAUCUAAGCUAGAAUCAGCACUCACUCACCUGUCAGUAGAAGAGGCGAAUUUUCUGUGCGUGCUUUUCACAAACUGACUUUAAUAAUUGAUUUUUCACAAGCGAUGUGUCUGUCAAAAGCUCGGGUGAGAGGUUUGCGACGUGGCGUAGGUUUCAUGUCACCAGGAGAGUGACGCUAAGAGUUUGUGGCACUGCUGCUCAGCAGCGGCUUCUUCCCCAAGCGACGCUCUCAACCAGCGUCAGUGUUCACUUGGUACCGCUAAGUUCUCCCAUGCGCACACUGAUUUCUGACUCUAUUUUAAAUACUGAGCUCCAAAAGUUACAUUAACGGGUGUUACCCUCAUCUUGAAGGUGCUGGAAACUUUUCUUCUUGUCUUUUCAGUGACUUUUUUCCCCCUCUCUCUCACUCUCUUGUAUGGCCCAUACAUCUGGGUGUCAGAAUGAGGAAUUGCACUUUUAAAUAAGAAGGUAAAUCAGUGUUGUCUGCACAGAUACAUUCUCUUCUCGCUGGGUCAGGCUCUGUAGUGUAUGUUUGUUCUGUUCCUCUGAGAACUUGAUGCUGAAGGAACUCGUGUUGCUGAGAUGUGUCUGUUUUGCAGAGCGGGAAUUACGCACUGGAAUGGGCGGUUGUUCUGCUCUAAAUUCAUAUUGUAAAAUGUACUGGAAGGUACAGGAAAAAUGCGGAAAAACAGUGAUGGAACUGUGAUUCCUGUUCUUUCCAUUCACCAUUCUCUAUUUAUUUGCAGUCUGAUCUUAUCACUAUGGCAAAUGGGCUAAAAUUGUAUCAAUCUACUAAACAAUUGAAACCAGAUCAGCAUUUUCAUCUAAUAAAACAAGGAAUGCAGAUUCUUC
This is a messenger RNA of Columba livia (rock pigeon), 2747 nucleotides long. RefSeq names its product peptidase M20 domain containing 1 (gene PM20D1). Gene Ontology annotation, molecular function: hydrolase activity, acting on carbon-nitrogen (but not peptide) bonds, in linear amides. The transcript has 13 exons. NCBI's taxonomy places the organism in Eukaryota, Metazoa, Chordata, Aves, Columbiformes, Columbidae. The record is from RefSeq and is a predicted model, not a curated record. Bases 37 to 1581 code for a protein of 514 amino acids. Gene Ontology annotation, biological process: amino acid metabolic process.